Messenger RNA from Daldinia decipiens, 1272 nucleotides. RefSeq lists its product as uncharacterized. The transcript is spliced from 6 exons. Lineage: Eukaryota; Fungi; Ascomycota; Sordariomycetes; Xylariales; Hypoxylaceae. Bases 1 to 1209 code for a protein of 402 amino acids. The record is from RefSeq and is a predicted model, not a curated record.
AUGGCGAGCGAGACUGAACAAGCUUUCAUCCGAGAGGUUUGGGGGUUACAAGGAACCGCCUACAUUGUUGUCGCCCUUCGCUAUUAUAGCAGAUUUUCGAUCUUAGGAUGGCGAAGUCUAGCCUGGGAUGAUGCCAUCAUGUUUCUGGCUGUAGCCCAUACGGCAGAAUCGCUCAUGGCAUAUCUUGUUGUGGCUCGCUGGAAAGGCCUGGCCAAUAAUGCGAUGACUGACGCGCAGCGUGCAACCCUUGACCAGCAGUCGAAUGAGUGGUAUCUACGAGUGAAUGGGUCAAAGACUCAUGUUGCUGGUCUUAUACUCUAUACUACGCUUCUCUGGCUAUUAAAGGCAUGCUGGUUGGUAUAUUACGCGCGUCUAACAGAGGGAGUUAACAACAUGCAUCGGCUAAUACGCUGUGGCAUCAUCAUCGUUGGUGUGACUUAUAUAUCUUGCUUACUCGUCGCCUUCUUGAAAUGCAUUCCUUUCCACCAUCAGUGGCAAAUUAAUCCUUCGCCAGGAAACAACUGCAUGCCUGCAAUUUCAACUGUCCAAACUAUAUUUGUCAUGAUUACGAAUACACUCACUGAUUUCUAUCUGAUGGCUAUACCGUUACCUGUGGUGUGGAAGUCACAUCUUCCCUGGAGAAAGAAGCUGAUACUUCUAAUCAUGUUUAGCGGUGGUUUUCUUGAAAUGGCAUUUGGUAUUUUAAGAUGUGUUUCUAUCUUUACACUCGGCGAUAUUGAUCCUGCUCAGUCAGGCUACUGGUCUGUCCGUGAAUCUUUCGUUUCGGUCGUCCUAACGAACAUGCCCAUGGUGUACCCGAUAUUUAGAAGGUUUAUCGAAAAGGGUCUUAGUGCGAGUAGAUCAAGAGCCACAAGCCAAGGAGACACUAGGGGUUACAAGCUUAGUAGUAUGCCGGGUCGCACCGCAUCUGCAGUACGAAGGCAGAAUCUCUCCUUUUCCGAGCCGAACGACACAGCAUGGGACUCUGAAGAGCAUAUCAUCGUAGAUAGAGGCCAAGGAGACUCUAUAAAUCGCGAGGAAGGUUCUUUAAACUUCUCGAGACAUCAAACGAUUGGGAUUACAUUCGAUGAAAGUGGGACACCUGGGGGAUCGGCGAGGGCAACGGAUGGAAGCCAUCGGAUCAUGGUUACUAAGGAAUAUACAGUCACAGAAGGGUCUAGGCGUGGUUCAAGUACUAUGAACAGGUAGUAACCUAGGUAGUUUACCUACCUAGGCACACUUUGCUCUUAGAAGAAGUGCCUAGGUUAUGCC